Ciona intestinalis (vase tunicate) is the source of this 1508-nucleotide messenger RNA. RefSeq names its product ras-specific guanine nucleotide-releasing factor 1. Gene Ontology annotation, biological process: retrograde transport, endosome to Golgi; receptor recycling; endosome organization. Gene Ontology annotation, cellular component: early endosome; recycling endosome; trans-Golgi network. The record is from RefSeq and is a predicted model, not a curated record. Lineage: Eukaryota; Metazoa; Chordata; Ascidiacea; Phlebobranchia; Cionidae.
CAUUUAGAGUUGGACCUGAUAGGCUGUAUGUAAGAAAUGUGUGGAUAAAUUUCACUUAAAGAAGAAAAAGAUGAAAAUAAAUGAACGAUUGUUGUCGUUCUACGCUUCAUGUAAUGAUCUACCGGACAAGGAAGGUUGGCUUUGGAAGAAAGGAGAAUUAAACACAAGUUACCAGAAACGAUGGUGUGUUUUACGCGGAAACCUUCUCUUCUAUUUCGAUAAAAGAUUCGACCGCGAUCCGAUUGGAGCCAUCGUGCUCGAAGAGUCCUCGGUACAGCUCACUGAAGGAGGGGACUCCCCGUAUACUUUCUCCAUCCACUUCAGUGGGGAGGAAUCACGAGUUUACAAACUCACCGCAUCCAAUGAUGAAGAUUGCUUGGGAUGGAUCAAAGCUUUGUCUAACUCAAGUUACAGAUAUUUGGAAAUCCUUGUUGAAGGUUUGGAAAAAGAAGUUGGUUCGUACACCUCGGAUUGUCAACUAGGAGAGACGAGGAGAAGUCUCAUCAGCAGCAGGUCACAUGGUACGGCUUCUUUAUCCUCAGGUUUGGAAUUAGAUGAAAAUCACUUCCAGAUAAGCCCAAAGUCGAACUCACUCGCCAACUUGGCAGACUCUGAGAACGACUUAAUGAAUUUUGAUGAAUUAUCGAUGAAAAAUGAGCGGUCUCCAAAACUAACUCGAUCUGCCUCAUCGGACGAUUUUCUUAAAACAAACUAUUUGUCUGUUGAGGGUAGUAAGAGAGGGACUUCCCCUAAACGAGGAAAACGAACCAUUAAAUUGAGUCCAAGAGUGGGGCGGAAGAAAAACGGGAAAUCCAUGGCAAAAACUAAUGUAUUCAAACAUAGAAACACCAUUUCCUCAACCCACAAGUUAUCACACAGGGAAAGUCUUCACGUUUUUAGAGAAACAUCAGCAAUAUAGACAAGAAAUUAUUGAUUUUAUUGAAAUUAUUGAGUGAUCUGUUUCUUAUACAGAACAUUUUAUGUGCAAUUUACAAGCUACCUAUUAUUUUGCUACCAUGUUUAUUGUGAUGUCACAUACAGGUUGUGUGCAGAUAAUGCAGGUUGGGUCAUUUGUGACUAGUUUUAUGUCCUUCAAAAUAUUGCGAUGUUAUGGUUGGUAGAAACAUGUUUAUUUUUAGUUAUGUUGCAUUUAGCUAAAUUUAAGAAAAAGUUAGGCAAAUUCAACAGUCCGAACUCAUUCACUGGUUGUUUUUACCUUACACAUUAUAUAGUGUUGACGCUGUUUACAAGAAUGAAUCGUAUAUUUCUGUAAUACCUGUUGUAUCCGUGAGAUUUUAAGUUUAAAAAACAGUUCUUCAAACUAUUUUCUAUGGCCGCUAGACGACGCUAAAGGUGCGCGAUGGGUUGAACGUGGAAAAAAUGUGUCGAUUUUUAUUAAAUGUGAAUGAAGUAUUCGUAUUGUUACAUUAUACUUAGUUUAUUUCGCAUAAGCAUUGACCUUUUUCCAAGUGCAAAUUAUGACUCAUUAAAUAUCAACCAAUUAGCGA